CGCGUCGGUGCGGCGUGCCCUCCAGCCCGGCUCGCCGUAGGAUUUCUCGUACGGGAUAACGCCCAGCGGGACCGCGUCCCACCGACGCUUCGCUGAUAAGCCUGCUGCCAAGGCUCCAGAGCUAGGACGAAAGAGGAGAUUUCUCCUCCUGGCAGGCUUUUUCUGCCUUGAAUGACAGAGAGGGCUCCCGAGGCUCCUUACCCGUCCGAAUUGGGACACAAUGGAGCUUUUCAGGCUGAGUCUGAGUUGCAUUUGUCUCCUGCCUUGGCUUGAGGCAGCAGAGGGACAAGGCUUCCUCAUCAGAAACAUCCGUCUGGAAAAAUGCAUCCAUGUGUCCCAUCGCGAGGCUGACGGCAUCGGCCUGGCUGAGUGCGUGCCACACUCCCAGCAGCAGUGGUGGAGCUGGGACCCAGCCAGUGGGACCAUCACCAGCCUGCAGACCAAGCAGUGCUUGUCAGCCCACAAGACACGGGAGUAUGGCCUGGCCAAGUUGGAGCCCUGCAGGAACGGGGAACACCAAGUGUGGGCCUGCAGCAAGAAGGGGCACUUGACUCUGCAAAGCUUGGGCUUCCACCUCAGCACCAAGGAUGGAGGCCACAAGGUCUUUGUGUCAAGGGAGAAGGACAAAUUCAGCAGGUGGAAGACUUUGGAGGAUGAAACCAUCUGUGCUGCUGCCCAGAGAGCUGCUUCGAGACCUGCUGAACCAAUGCGACGAGUUGUAGACACACGGGUGUGGAUAUAUGAAAGUAAAACCAUCGAUUCAUCAAGGACUGAUGCCAUGCAGAGGGAAUCUUCUGUGGGCUUCACUGACCCAUCUCUGGUGAAUAAAUUGAACAGCACGGUGGUUCCUGUGAAGACUAAACAGGCAUACCUCCCAGAACACGAGGAUGUGCUGUACAAUCACUCUAAAAAGCAUCAUGGAAAUCGAGGGAAAACCACUGGGGCUAGGCUUGCAGGCACCAACUGGAAGACGGCAAUGCUAGUUCUCAGCCCCUUGGCAUUCAUACUGGGAUUAAUAAUACUGACACUCAAUGUUCAUUACAACAAGAAGAAGAAAAUCCUCUCUGCUCUGAAGAACCCCCCAGCCAGCAGCAGCAGAGCUGACUUACAGGAGACGUCUCCCUUACGACGAUGCCCCCAGCCAUACCUCCCACCAUCUCGUUCCCCUUCCUUGCGGCAUGGAGAGAUAUUCAUUGAGUGGAAAGAUGGAACCAUCACCCCUCUUUUCGAUAACGCCAACUAUCAGGUGGACUAGCACCAAAAUAACACAGCUGCUGUUUCAUUGCUUGUUACUCUUCACCAUUCUCACCAAGAAGUGAACCUCCUUCCAGGCAUUACCAUUUUGUUUGGGGGAUGUAAGAGCUGGUCUUUUUUUUUCCCCUUUUUCUUUAAACACAGAAAUCACCCUAUGCAGCACAGGGUUGAAGCAAGCAGAGCAGACUUUUGUUUAGGCACCCAAUGCCUAAAUGCUUGGCUUUUCUAGUUAACAAAGCCCAAAUAUAGCAAAAUGAAGCUGGCAUCUUGCCAACUUCAACCAUCUAUUGUCCUGAAUUUCUAGUUACUGAGCAUAUGAGAAAGUAAAUCCUUGCAGACAAAGUAUAAUGCAAGCUCUGGUGAUCUUUAAAUACUUUUUAAGUUUAAACUAGCUGCCAACAGUCACAGAAGGCUGUUGAUUACUUUGUCAAUGUGUGAACUUAACUAAUAAGCACUGUCUUCAGGACUCAAAGAUGAGCCUCCUCUAUCUGCCAAAAUACUCCCCCCACUAAGUUAACACAGCAAAUCAUUUUUCAAAGUUAAAAAACUGCACUCCAUUCCUCUCUGCAUCACUGCAAGAGUCCUGCUGAGUAUCUGUCUCUCAAAACAUUUAUGUACUUAAAAUCUACUGAACCUCAUUAUAGUACACAUCCUCUUCCUUUACGUAGAAUGACAAGUUAAUGGUGCUGCUUGUUGGGGAUAUUAUCUGGCCAUUUUAUACCAGUUUCAGUCUGAUUUUCUGUAGUCACAUGGAAUAGUCAAUGAAUAGAUAUACUGCUCCCACUUUGAGCAGGAAUAGUUUUUGUUGUUAGUGUUUCAUGGUUGUUUUUUUUUCUAGAAAGGAGACACUCUUCAGCUUCUGCACUUCUUGCACAAUUAUCUGUGACCUGUCAUGCUCAAUUCUGAUCUUUACUCAGUCAAACUUGCAAUGUCUUAGCGUGUUCCUGAUAUUCAUGAGUUUAUGCCUUCCUUCUUGCUGAUCUUGUAACAUUGUAAACUGUAAUCACAGCUAUAAAUCAGGAAAUAUCUGGAGAAAUACUAACACCAGCACAUUACAGAUAUGAGCCUGCAUCACUAUAUUUGUUCAGUAGUGCAAAAGAAACUUACCUUAACAUUUAUCACUUUUUCCUAAGUGAAGAUACGCAAUUUCAGUGGAGCUCUGACUUCACAAAAUCACAGAAUGCUGAAGUUGGCAGGACCUCUAGCUGCUCCUGGUCCAACCAGGACAAGUGGGGACACUCAGAAAAGGUUGGCCAGAACCACAUCCAGGCAGCUGCUGAAGAUCUCCAAGGAGGAUAUUCUACAACCUCUGUGGGCAACGUGUGCUAAUGCUCUGUCACUCAAACAGCACAGAAGUGUUUCUCGAUGCUCAGACAGAGCCUUUUGUGUUUCAGUUUGUGCCUGUUGCCUUUCAUCCUAGCACUGGGUACAACAGAAAAAAAGCCUGACUCCAUCCCCUUUGCCUGUACCCUUGCAGUUCUCUACAGUUUGAUUUCAUUUAAUCUAUGGCAGACAGAAGUUCUCCAAGGCAUUCGCCUCUGACACAGACCUCCAGCCUGGUGAAAAGUUAACUGCUAUAUUAUUAAGAGCUUGGCUGGUCUCAAAAAACAAAACAAAACAAAACAAAACCAAAACAAUGCAGCAGUUCAGGAUGUAAACUCACAAACAUUAGUUAUAAGUGUCUUCCCCAGGCAGAUUAUUCUCUAUUUACUGGAGCAUUUCCCAGAUGCUUCUUGGGAAAAUAGUUCUGGACAUGGGCAAAGAAAGAACACUUUCUCCACCGGUAACCAAAAAACACAAACAAUAUUCAGAAUUACAUUUUGACUUCUCAAUACUGCCCUUUAAAACAAAUCCAAAGACUUUGUGUACACUUUUAGGUCAAAUUUCCAAAUGUGUAAGCAUCCUUUUACACACAAAAAUUAUGAGAAUACAUUCUGCACACACAUUGCUCAAAACGCCCACAAGAAUGCCUCACCACUUACCACAUUUAUAUACCUUUUAACUUUUUCUUUGCUCAGUUAAGUUGCUUGAAAUUCUGCCUAUAGAGCACCUCGUCUUACAGCACACAGCACUUGCUAACCUCCAAAAUGCUGGUGCACUUAGGGAGCUAUGCACAGAGCAAUGCCAUUAAAACACAUACAUGGAGUUCAACAAGUGCUGCGCUUCCCAGAGGAGCAAACAUUCACUACUGCUGAAUGGGCAGAACAUAUGACUUGUUAAAGAUGCUCUGUAAUUCAUACUUAACAUGCAAAUCUUUCCCAUAAACAUGAAGGCAAUCACACAACUGUUUGCAUAGUACUGAUUAGAUGGCAGCUUAAACAAUAAUGUAAAAAAAUAAUGCUGUGAAAUUGCACAGGCAUUUGACUGUUUUCAACCCUUCCCCCUUGCUAGUUAUCUUCUAGAUACUUCUCACUUGCUUAGAUUAUAUGCUGGAGACCAAAUUUUCCCAGAUACGGGCAGGGGAGCUGAAAAAUGUGGCAUUUCAUCAUGAGAGGUCGCACAUUUUCAGUUGUCCGCCAGGAAAGACUCUGAAACAGCUGAUGGGUUUGGGUUGGGGAUGGACCAGGUGACACUGGAGAGAUGUCUUCCACCCUCUGCUUCCAUCCAUUAGCUGAGCAACACACAGAGCAGUUGCACAAACCUGAGCGCUGUUCACUUUCUGCCAUCACCUGAAUGUAAUGCUUUUACAGUGUUAACAGUUGAAAUAAAACUUACCUGUGAAGUGGAAUAA
Messenger RNA from Tympanuchus pallidicinctus (lesser prairie-chicken), 3985 nucleotides. RefSeq lists its product as uncharacterized. Bases 221 to 1255 code for a protein of 344 amino acids. NCBI's taxonomy places the organism in Eukaryota, Metazoa, Chordata, Aves, Galliformes, Phasianidae. The record is from RefSeq and is a predicted model, not a curated record. The transcript has 6 exons.